Messenger RNA from Dermacentor silvarum, 2421 nucleotides. RefSeq lists its product as uncharacterized. Bases 243 to 1532 code for a protein of 429 amino acids. The transcript is spliced from 4 exons. The record is from RefSeq and is a predicted model, not a curated record. NCBI's taxonomy places the organism in Eukaryota, Metazoa, Arthropoda, Arachnida, Ixodida, Ixodidae.
UGUAGCAGGUGUGACUGGAGAACAAAAACCUUUUUAUAACUGACUACCGCAACGAGAAAAGGAAUAUUUCUUCACGACUGUGCUUUCUUUACAAUAGCAAUUUUUUAGAGACUCUAACAAUGGUUGCACACCGAUAAAGUACUGCCAAACUAUGCGCCGCGAAUCCUGCCACGCGAGUCCGUAAGCUUCGUCGAAUUGUGCCCGCGUGUGUUUCUUUUCAGAAAAGCACCAUAAGGGCGGAGAUGCAUGCUGGUUGCUAUGUGCUGAUGCUAUUGUUCUUCACGACUGGCACUCUCUACCGAAGCCAAGCUUAUUACCAAAGUAAUAUUUAUUGUCACCGAUUGGUGACGCCACUAAUAACAUCGCUUUUAUCACCAUGCACAUUUCCUUGCGUAUUACUGAAUGCAGAAGGAAUUUCAAGCGGCAUCGUUGUACAAUGGGAGCCAGAAGGAACGCCAUGUAAGGUAGGUCGCUGCAGAGGAGGUUCUUGUCUUGGAUUCCGGAAUUACGCAGCAACGAAAACCUUGAAAUCUCGCAUGUUCUUGGGCGACGGCAUUAGUCACCGUGGCAUCGUGGCGGAUUCAGAUGACCGAGGUAUCAGCGUUCCUGUCCUGACUAGUGCCGACAUCUCUGUUAAAGGCCCCAUGAGUAAAAUCAGCGUCACAGAGCGUAGCGACGAACAUAAUAAUAAUCUUGACGGGAGGAGAGCCAGUGCAACAAGUGUUACAUCCAGCAACGGAGGCAGGGUGCCUGAUAUCGGCAUCAGCAGAUUGCGUAUAAAACAGGUAGCGAGACGCAGUGAUCAACAGUGGCCAAGAUCCGGAACUUGGAGAAAAAAGCAAAAAUCCAAAGUCUGCUCAGGGCACCUUCGCAAAAAAGAAAGGAAAUGCACUCGACAAGCUACUGGUGUUGAUAGCACCAAUAGUCAAGAUAACGGAGGAAGAAAUUCCUCAUCUAGCACUUCCAACGACAGGAGGCCGCCACCCAGUGGCGCAGAAACCGGAGGUGGUUUGACUAACCUACCCAGCACCACCAGAUUUGGCGGCCAAGACAACUUUGCUGGAGUAGCCCCUGGGAUGGCGAACCUCGCUUAUGGCACAGGAUUGCCCAAACGAAGGCGCUUCAGCUUACCCUAUGGUGUCGCCCCUAUGCUUACUAUGUCUCUUGUUAACAGCGGUAUCCAGAUUGCAACAGAAGGCGUAAGGGCGGCUAUCAGACAUCACGCCGCGAAAAAGGCUGCAGCCGCACGUAGAAAUGCUGCUGCAGCCGCGGCCGGCAGCAGGAUAGGGAGUUCAGGUAACACUGAGAAGGCUGCCGGCACUGCCAUUCCUACCAGUGGAAGGAGCAAUGCUAGAGCAAGUGAUGGCAGACCUGUCACGGCGGGCGAGGAUGCAGGCGCAACUGGUGGCGAGCGGCACAGCGUUUCCAUUUCCAUAAGUGUCGACACAAAGCCUGGAAACAAUACAGAGCUUGGAACCAGCUCUGGUGACCACAACGGCGGUACCGCCAACACUGGAAACAGUAGUGCCUGAAAAAUUGACAAUAAUUCCUUUUACUGCUUCACAUGAGUGAACCGGCGCCGCCCUUAGCACGAUUACAGAAAAAGUGCUUGGCAGAGCGGAUGAAUGAGGCAUUUAUUUGUGAUGAUCCACGGCAUAUCUAUUUGUCAUGGAAACAAAUGUAGUGGAGUGACAAAGUAAAACAAAAGGCAACCAGAGGUGCCAAGACAUCUCGCAUUUUGGCAGUGACAGAGUCGACAACAGGCUUUAGAAUCAUCAUGGUGAUUUGAAGCAUCGCGCUAAACUGAGCACUUCGCUGUUUUUAGGAAACGAAAUGUCAGAAAAAAAAGUUCUCGUUUGCACUAAAGUUGACCACAAUUUCAGCCCGUUCGCCGGCACCUUAGGCUAACAACUUGUCCAAGAAUAACUCAAAUUACAAUAGAAAUCCAAAAUCAACGGGGCGGACAGAUGGAGUAGCACACCGUGGUAUAAAAGUUAAAACAGUUACAAACCACUUGUCACAAAGAUAGGCCCACCUAUCGAAACGUAGCCCAGCCUUCUUGAGGCAGCCAGCUUAUCCCUGCAUGUAACUUUGAAACUGUAAUCGGACAUCGACACCGGCGUUAUUAUAACGCUCACAGCGAAAUAUAUGUAAAAAUGCCUACGCCCACUAUUUGCACUUCAUGUUUCAAAAAUGAAGCCAACGCGUGUUAGAAAUGAGGCCGUUGUUCCGGAGAUAUUUUGAGAUUUAGAGCUCCUGAUGUUCGCUAUGUCACUCUCAAGGCUGUUUACUUACGAUGCGGCUGCUCGUCUUCAAUAAAUUGGAAAGACACGUGUAAGACAGCUCACCCGGCCCUCGUAAAAUGCGUACGGUAUAACGGAGGAAAUAAUGCUCUGCGAUAUUCGAGCAACUGUGCGGAAC